AUGCGUGUCCCAAUACUUGCAAGCCUGUUCGCUAUUUUCAUUGCCAUUGCCCAUGGCGCUGAUGACACCCCCGAUGUCCCAGAAGGCUACGAUGUCUUUAUACCCGAGUGGGAAGUGGAGGUCCAUCCCGGCGGACCAACAGAGAUUCUAAACGGAACAGUCGAAGAAGUCUACGCGCAGCUUCUAAAGCUCAACCCAAACUAUGCCAUUGAAUUUGGGAUGCCGCUCGACGACCUCGAGCCAGAGAACGUUGACCCGGAAGAAAGAGAUCUUGAAGAAAGAGACACGGAUGACAAUAUGGACACGGCCGCCAACUUUCGCGGCAGCAAGUACAAAUGCGCUCGAAAAGUCCCUCGCAGAGACCGGGCCAGCACAAAGGCCAUCCGGAAUGGUAUACGGUAUCUGCGUCGGCUCAAGGGCCGCCCGCACAGUGCGGCAGGGCCCAGGAAGUGUGGACGCGCGAAGAAACCGAAGACCCUCCAUUCCUAUCGCGACAUUGCCGAUGGCGCUCAGCGUGUGGUGGAAAAGUGCUCCAAGGGGGUGCGGUGGCGGGCCAGGCUUUCCAUAAGGGACAUUGGAGUGUGGCUGUGGAGAAAACCUCAUGCCAAGGUUAUUCCAGCCUGGAGAGGGCAGUCGACUUGUACGGUGAGUCAACCUAGCCCAAUACCAGGCAGUGAGCGUAUCAAGCCAUACUGA
This is a messenger RNA of Penicillium alfredii, 696 nucleotides long. RefSeq lists its product as uncharacterized. The coding region runs from base 1 to 696 and encodes 231 amino acids. Lineage: Eukaryota; Fungi; Ascomycota; Eurotiomycetes; Eurotiales; Aspergillaceae. The transcript has 3 exons. The record is from RefSeq and is a predicted model, not a curated record.